Messenger RNA from Pseudophryne corroboree (corroboree frog), 1557 nucleotides. It is a transcript of the gene RRAD, whose product is annotated as RRAD, Ras related glycolysis inhibitor and calcium channel regulator. Gene Ontology annotation, biological process: negative regulation of high voltage-gated calcium channel activity. The transcript is spliced from 5 exons. Gene Ontology annotation, cellular component: plasma membrane. The record is from RefSeq and is a predicted model, not a curated record. Gene Ontology annotation, molecular function: GTPase activity; GTP binding; calcium channel regulator activity. Bases 119 to 1030 code for a protein of 303 amino acids. NCBI's taxonomy places the organism in Eukaryota, Metazoa, Chordata, Amphibia, Anura, Myobatrachidae.
ACACAGAGGGAACUCCACUGAGAGCUGAUCACAACCUCUAGGACAAGUGCAUCCUUACUGCAAGGAUUUGGAUAUUUUCACAGGGAUCCUAGAGGUCAGCUGAGAACUUCAAGGAAAUAUGACUCUGAACCGCAGUGACCGGAUCAAGAGCCUGGAGAAGAGGAGGGGGAGCAUGCCGUUCGCUGUUCACCAACAGCUCCACCGGAGGAGCAUGCCGGUGGAUGAUAAGGAAUUGCAUGGAAAAUCUCCAGCUGGGGAUCUCUCUAAGCUUCUCCGCUGUCCCUCGUACAACCCAACCGAUGAGCACCGGGAGAGCUGGGCGUCCGACUCCUCUGACUCUGUCAUCUCCUCAGGAAGCGAUUCUGAAGAUCACCUGUUUAAAGUUAUUCUCCUUGGAGAGCAUGGUGUGGGCAAGUCCAGUUUGGCCAGGAUCUUCGGGGGCGUGGAGGACCUCCAGGAUGUAGAAGAAGCAGGAAAUACUUAUGACAGAUCCAUUGUGGUGGAUGGAGAGGAAGCUAGCCUUCUCGUCUUUGACAUCUGGGAGCAGGAUGACACCCACUGGCUCCACAAUCAGUGCAUGAAGAUGGGAGAUGCCUACGUCAUUGCCUACUCGGUGACAGACAAGGCCAGCUUUGAGAAGGCGUCUGAACUCAGAAUUCAACUGAGGAGGGCACGCCAAACCGAAGACAUCCCUAUUAUCCUAGUGGGAAAUAAGAGUGACCUGGUCCGAUCGCGGGAAGUCUCUGUGGAAGAGGGUCGGGCCUGUGCUGUAGUGUUUGACUGUAAAUUCAUCGAGACCUCAGCUGCUCUCCACCACAACGUCAAGGACCUCUUUGAAGGCAUUGUCCGACAGAUCAGACUCCGCAAAGACAGCAAAGAGGACAAUGCCAGAAGAAUGGCCAGCAGCAAAAGGCGAGAGAGCAUCGGGAAAAAAGCCAAGAGGUUCCUGGGGAAGAUUGUAGCCAAAAACAAUAAGAAAAUGGCAUUCAAGCAGAAAUCCAAAUCGUGUCAUGACCUGUCAGUGCUGUGAAACGCCGCUGAGAUGCUAUUUGUUACCUGGAGGAACUACUUGACUUUUUUUUUUUUUAGGAAAUGGAGAUGUACAAAUCUAGAACUCAGAUCCUCAUUUCUAUAUCUUUGCCUUAAUCAGCAGGACUGGAGGGUUGCAUUAAGAUUCCGGAAUCUGCGGAAUUGGCGAUUUACUUUUUUUGCUCAUGGACUCAUUUGCGGCGAGUGACUUUGUGCCUCUUGACCUACUCUGUGCCCCAUGGAAACUGGUUUUGCUUGGACUUUAUCAAAAGAGGGGGAAAAAAACAUCUAUUAUUUUUUGCUUUGUUUGGAAACUUGAAAUUUUCUGUACGCAGGCUCGUACAAGCGUCCCUAUUUUUCUUUCUUACAGGUUCCAUGUUCAUGAAAUCACCUUGGCACAGAGACCUCUGUACUGACAUGUAGGAAACUCGAAUUUUUGAACUGUAUUGCACUUCAAUUAAUUAUUAUCAAAUGGAUUUAAUAUUUGUUUACAUGCAGAUUUUAUAAUAAACUAUUUACUGUUAUAAA